Molecule: messenger RNA, 875 nt
Organism: Colletotrichum godetiae
Lineage: Eukaryota; Fungi; Ascomycota; Sordariomycetes; Glomerellales; Glomerellaceae
Exons: 3
Coding region: 81-722 (213 amino acids)
Source: RefSeq, a predicted model, not a curated record
CACCACCUCUCCAUUUCUCAGACUUCCGCGCGCUUUGACUGCAAAUUGGUUCAAGGCUGAGGUUUUUUGUUGGGGCCACGAUGGCUACGAAACCAGCGCCACGAUCCCCAACCAGGGGCCAAGUGCCAUCAAACGUGUUGGGAGCGACAGGCACCUAUCAGGAAACCCCGCAUGCUACUCUGUCACGACCACAUAGCCCACCAUUCUCUGCCUACCUUCAGCUCGUCGCUUUUACUGCCACCAUCACGGUUUCCGUUUCUAUCUCGGCUAGCCAAGGAUUUGCUACGGGAGGCAACUUCUUCGGUAUUCCUCUAACUAAUGAGACUGAUCCAACUAUAACGACCGCCGUUCGAGCCACCGCAGACGCGGCGUAUUGGCUUUCAUGGGCAGCAGCAGCAUCUUCGGUCUCGUUGAUGAUCGCACUCAUGUUACAGCUGAUGCAAACAGAUGAGAUGUUUCUGGAUGCUCUAGAAAGAAUAGAAGGAGGCCAGAGUCUGAACCUCCCAAGAGUAGUUGUGGGAUUUGGGAGCUGGGUUGCUCUCUUGUUGCAAGCAAGCGCAUUAGCCUUUAUAGGGCAAGCUCUGAGGGCAAUUAACAACAAGAGUGGGAGUAUGAUACAGUGGGCAUUACUUGCCGUGGGGACAAUUUUCGUGUUCUUUUACCUACACACCAUCAAGUUCUGGAAGACGUUCAAGAAGUUCAUUUCAGGAUUUCAGACUUGAAGCGGCAGGCUAUUCACAUGGUGCGAGACUCGAGAGGACGGGAUACCAAUUACUCUCGUUUGAUAUCUUAGUCAAGAAUCAGCAAAAGACUUAAGCAAGGCCCUACAGGGAGAAGGCGACGCUGAGCAAGAUAUGGAGAGUCUCAACUACAUU